CGUUAGUGUAAUAAGCAUUUCUCGUCUUGAAAAUACUCCUUGAGACUCAGUUCUAUUCAGUUUAGUGCUUACGAUACCGUUUAACCAGCACGCGAUACAAUCAUGUUUAAAGUGAGACUUACGGUUUGUGUAGUUCUAGUGAUUGUGGAAUGCUCACUGGCCCAAAACAACCAAUAUCUCCCUCCGGACAAAGGUUAUGCGUAUGAUAAACCGAAUCAACCGUUCCCUUCAUCGCCUCAGCCGCAAAACGUUCCUCGACCUCAACCUACACCUGGGCGUCCUGCUCCGUCGUACGGACCACCAACCGGUCAAGAUGAUCAUCAUCAUGAGCCCGGGAUGCCAUUUGAUUUUCAGUAUAACGUGAACGAUAUAGAAACUCAGAACGAUUACUCUCAUAAGGCAGUAAGUGAUGGUGAUGUUACUCGUGGCGAAUACCGCGUUCAUCUUCCAGAUGGACGGAUGCAGAUAGUGCGCUACACUGCUGAUUGGAAGAAUGGUUACAAUGCCGAAGUUUCCUACGAAGGAGAAGCUAAAUAUCCUGAAGGACCAGGCCAAGGAGGAGCAAAUGCAGGUGGCUACAAAUAUUAGACAACGGUUACAAUUUUUUUAUGGGCUAUUGGGCUCGAACCCGUCUUUAGACAUGUUGCUGAUUCUCGCGUCAGAUAAGACUACAUAUUUUUUCAUGUGAAGUUUGUAAUAUAAAUGAGAAACAUUAUAACUGAAAUAUUAUUAAGUAAACGUUAAAUAAGAUCUUCAGUCGUUGACAACAUUCAAACAAAAGUCAAAUCCUUAUUACAGUAGAAGCUUGUUACAGAAGAGCUUAUUUGUUUUACCACAUUCAUGUCUAGUAACAAAAUGCAUUCUUCAUUCAAUAUUCCUGUUUGAAUGUUACAUAUGAUGUUUCCUCCUUAUAGUUAAUCCUAUAAGUCAAUUAGAAUAAUUGCAAUAUACUAAGUGUGCCAACUUGUUUCUAAUGGUCAACUUAUUUCCCAUAUGCUUUAGGUACAGACCAAUAGAUCAAGUAACUGGCAUAUUGUACAACAAAUCCACAAUAUUUUAUGAGAACGUCAUACCGUAAUAAAAAACCUUAUAUCUAUGCUUGAUUACUAUUUGACACUUAUAAACGUCUCAGAGAUCUUAAUUUUUUUUUAUUACCAUAAAUUAACUAAAAUUAGGUUUACACUACGAACCGCAAUUAUAUGAACUUACAAGAAUCAAAAUAAUUUGACACUAUCAAAAUGUAGUUUGCUGUAAAAAAAGUAAAGCUUUCCAUUCCAUUUAAUCUUCUUUGCUACAAUAUGAAAUUUCUGGAUAUAAUAAAAAUGACGUUCGAUUGA
Molecule: messenger RNA, 1337 nt
Organism: Anopheles nili
Lineage: Eukaryota; Metazoa; Arthropoda; Insecta; Diptera; Culicidae
Product: pro-resilin-like
Exons: 4
Coding region: 103-588 (161 amino acids)
Cellular component (GO): extracellular matrix
Source: RefSeq, a predicted model, not a curated record